AUGACGAAAUUAUUACAAUCUGCUAUAAAAAUUGCCAAAUCAUUACAUUGUUCUCCCACUAAACUAGCCUUAGUUGUCCGAGCUGAUUUAAAAAUGUCUAAAGGUAAAACUGCUGCCCAAUGUGCUCAUGCUGCUGUAUUAUGUGUUCAAGAAGCUCAAUGCAGUAAGGACACCAACGCUCAGCAAAUUUUAGAAUCGUGGUUGGUUAAAGGGCAACCAAAAAUUGUUUUAAAGGUAGAUGGUGGUUAUGAUGAUCUAAUUAAGUUACAAGAGGAAUCGACACAAUUUGGUGUAAUAUCUGCGUUGGUGCACGAUGCUGGCCGGACACAACUUGCAGUUGGAACCGCUACUGUUCUGGGCAUAGGACCGGAUACAGUAGAGAGGAUUGACAAACUAGUUGGUCAUUUAAAAUUAUUGUAAUAUAAAAACAAAUAAAAUUUUUUAAGUAAUAAAUAACAGUUAACGGAAAUAACAA
Calliphora vicina (urban bluebottle blowfly) is the source of this 475-nucleotide messenger RNA. Its product is annotated as peptidyl-tRNA hydrolase 2, mitochondrial. The transcript has a single exon. NCBI's taxonomy places the organism in Eukaryota, Metazoa, Arthropoda, Insecta, Diptera, Calliphoridae. Gene Ontology annotation, cellular component: mitochondrion; cytosol. The record is from RefSeq and is a predicted model, not a curated record. The coding region runs from base 1 to 420 and encodes 139 amino acids. Gene Ontology annotation, molecular function: peptidyl-tRNA hydrolase activity.